Zootermopsis nevadensis is the source of this 3128-nucleotide messenger RNA. RefSeq lists its product as uncharacterized. Gene Ontology annotation, biological process: negative regulation of protein localization to cell surface. Lineage: Eukaryota; Metazoa; Arthropoda; Insecta; Blattodea; Termopsidae. Gene Ontology annotation, cellular component: trans-Golgi network transport vesicle; membrane; Golgi apparatus. The record is from RefSeq and is a predicted model, not a curated record. Gene Ontology annotation, molecular function: transmembrane transporter binding.
GUUUUUAUAUACUCUGUGCCACAAAUGGACUAACGUCAUCAUUUGGCAAAUAUGGCUAUCACAGGAAUAAGUUUUAGAUGGCUCGAUAUAUUAGAAAAGGAAUUUGAUGAAGCGUUUGUAGAUUUGGACAUUUUAAUAGGUGAUCUUGAUGCUGAAGAUCCAGACAUGGUUCAUGCUGCACACCAGAAGAUGGCAACACUGAGCUCCUGUUUUGCCCAGUUAACUCACAAGGCUCAAACUGUUUUCCAAAACAGUGCCAAGGUUGAGGCAGAGUUGGUGUACCUUCGAGCAGAGUUGGUCGAUGCCAAGGCACAGCGCUCAGUGCUGGAGCAAGAGCUACACACGCUGCUGUUACAACUACAUGCCUGUCAGCUGCAGCACCUGCCAGGUGUACACACGGAACCAGAUGCAGAACGAAUCCUCAGAAGACUGGAGGAAGAGUUACAACGGUCUCCAACACACCAGCACAGAAUUAAAGAAGAUGGAACGCAGGUUGGCGUCAUGGAAGUAGCAUCUCUCCGCAGUGAACUGUCACAGCUGCAGAGUGAAAACACAGCUCUGCGCAACACAUUGCUCGCUGUACACAGUGAAUUGUAUGGUGCUAAGCUUGUAGCAAAAUACCUAGAUAAGGAAUUGGCUGGCAGAAUACAGCAGCUGCAGUUACUUGGACGAGAAAUGCGAGGUGAAGUUAAGGACAAAUUGUGGCGACAGUUGGAAUCUGAAAUCUUGUUGCAUCGCCACAAAACUGUGAUAAGGGCUUGUCGUGGCAGAGGAAGUGGUGCAGGUGGUGAUAAUGCAGUACCAACAUCUGAACCUCCAUCAACAGAUAAUAGAAGCCAGCAGGGUAUCGGUGAACCUAGAUUUGUCACUGUGCAGCGAGAAGCCGGAGAUGGACUGGGAAUCUCUAUUACGGGAGGCCGUGAACAUGGUGUGCCCAUUUUGAUCUCGGAACUGGAGCCUGAUGGACCAGCAGCAAAGUGUGGUGCACUGUAUGUUGGAGAUGCAAUACUUACUGCAAAUGGGCAAGAUCUAAAACAGGCUUCUCAUCAAGAAGCAGUGGAUAUUCUGUCAUCACGACUGGGUGACAUCUGUUUGGAAGUGCAGUAUGUCGCAGCAGACGACACAGAUGAGGAGAAUUCCCUCGGAGAGGACAUGUAUGGCUUCAGGUAUCGGUUUUUUGAUGAUGAGGUGCUGGAUGGUAGGAACAUGGUUAGCCUACACCCAUUACAGAAUGGUUACUCCAGUAACCAACAGAAUGGAAACAACGGUGCCUUAUUAUCCACUCCGACAGCUCCCCGAACUCCAGAGUCACCCAACAGGAAUUCAUCUGAUUGCAGUUUGUCUGGUAGUCCCACAUCUACAUCAGCAACAAAGAAACCAACAGGUUGUCACAACUCAGCUCAUGCUACAUCUAUUCAACAUUGCACCAAUACUGUUAUUAGUCGCUCCACUAACUCUCUGAGCGGCCAUUCUGAUGCUAAUGGCUCCAACACCAACACAGAUUUGUCUCCUUACUCCCCAAUUCAGGUUUCCAUAGAAGGCAGCCACAUGGGAAGGUCCUCUAACAGUGAAGAGUCUUUAGGGAAGAGUCCACUAUUCAAAAGUCCAGUGAAAGAACAGAGGAGUUCCUAUGAAGUGGAUCAGACAAGUGCGUCUGUUCCGUCAACACCAAAUAAUAACGUUGAUAAUAGGGACGUAACUUUAAAUGAGAACAAUUUUGAAAGGAAUAACAAUGCACAAGGUAUUGGUAUUUCAACUUUACAGCAAAUUUUUGGCAAAUCAAAUUCUACAUCUUCCAUAUCUCUUGAAAAUAAAAGUCAAAGUUCCGAAGUUACGGACAAUAUCAAAUUUAAACCAGACAUCAGUGAGACUGUGGAUACAGUUGAUGUAAAGUUUAUUGAUAAUUCUCUAGUAAAAUCGUCUGAAGAUACUUUGGUUGUUAAAGCUACAAAUAAAGUAAAUGAAGUAACAGAUGUUGAAAAAGGUAAAAGUGCCGACAUCGUAAGCAAGUCUCCCUCAGAAUCUUUCAAGCAAGAUGAAAAGGACAAAGAAUUGAUUAUAGCAGAAAUUGUGUCCAGUGAUUCAUCAUCGGCUGCUUACGGUGGGUCUUCACAGCCAUCACCUAUUUGCCACAAAGUCGGAAGGAAACAAUCCAAUUACAUACUGAAGUUGUCCGAUAAAGGUCGCCGAAGCGGAAAAGCGCACAGGAUGGUUCAGAAUGUUGCUGAAGGUAGCAGCACAAGUAGUAGUUUUGAUGAAGAGCAGUCGACACCGCAUUGCAAGACAGGCAGCUCGAAACGACGAGACGGGCGCUCAAGAGGCAUGGUUCAGGUUUCUGUUCUAGCUCUUGGAAAUAGCCCUACUCAUUCCAGUUGUGAACAUAGGAAGAAUGCAGAUAGACUUGUAGUGGAUAGUUUUGGAGACCCAGACUUUGGUACUCCAGUAUAAUUAAGCUUUUAAAUAUUGACAGUUAUUAUGUCACAUGACCCUCAAAGGGUACAAGUGCUUGUAAGCUCUGGCACUGGCAAGUUGGUCUGGUUAUUGUAGGUCGCUUACUUAUAAUUUCAGAAUGCACCCAAGAAUGUCUAAGCACCCAGGUAGGCCAUUAUUUAUUACCAAAGAAGGAAACGGCAAAUUUAUACCUGAAUGCAAGAACUACAUAAUGAUGAAUAGUAAAGUUCUGAGACAAAUGAGAAGUGUUUACCGCUAAUUUAAACUUGUAUUGCUUUGAAUCUUGAUGCAUGUUUUCAGAUUGUAGCCAAAUUUACAAGUCACCAGUUCAAAAGUAAAUGUGUAAAAUAUACCAAAAUAUGUUUUGCGUAUAUAUAAUUCUUGCACGCAUCAUAUUUUGGGUAUGUGUGGAGUAGGAACAAUAAAGGAACUCAAAUAUUAAAGAACAUACUCAAUAAUGAUAAUUUAUAUAUUAUAUUAUAUGAAAAUUACAUUUGAAUCAAUACUGUAUAUACAGUCAUCAUUCUCUGAUCCCUUAUUUUAUGGGCCAGAGCAUUCCUUUUCAAGACUACUGUACCAAUGUCGUUGUUCUUAUUAGCGCUGAAAGGUAAUGCAUUUUCACAUUCCUUUGGUUCAUCAAACUGUAGGAGUAGUUAUAAUUAUGAAGCUUUCUGUCU